Molecule: messenger RNA, 192 nt
Organism: Desarmillaria tabescens
Lineage: Eukaryota; Fungi; Basidiomycota; Agaricomycetes; Agaricales; Physalacriaceae
Product: ubiquinol-cytochrome C reductase
Exons: 4
Coding region: 1-192 (63 amino acids)
Biological process (GO): mitochondrial electron transport, ubiquinol to cytochrome c
Source: RefSeq, a predicted model, not a curated record
AUGUCGUUCUCGACUACGCUGUACAACACCUUCUUCAAGCGGAACAGCGUGUACGUUGCUACCGUAUUUGCUGGCGCAUUUGGAUUCGGUAUUGGGUUCGACGUUGCCUUGAACUCUUUCUAUGACCGCUGGAACAAGGGGAAACAAUGGAAAGAUAUUCGUCAUAAAUACGUUGAAGCUGCUGAAGAGUAG